Ipomoea nil (Japanese morning glory) is the source of this 2157-nucleotide messenger RNA. Its product is annotated as protein WVD2-like 5. Gene Ontology annotation, molecular function: microtubule binding. The record is from RefSeq and is a predicted model, not a curated record. Lineage: Eukaryota; Viridiplantae; Streptophyta; Magnoliopsida; Solanales; Convolvulaceae. Bases 269 to 1630 code for a protein of 453 amino acids. The transcript is spliced from 10 exons.
ACACUCGGACAGUGACCUGGAAUGAAUUUGAAUACCGCUGGCAAAUAAGCAAAAAAGAAAAUAAAAAACCCAAAAACACCAAUCCGCAAAACCCUCUCGUUUGAUUUUGAGUUGAAUCCAGAUUCCAGAAGGAGAAAGAGGGAGCUUUUCAGUUUAAAUCCCCUUAAUCACAGUAAAGAAAAUCCCUGCUUGAUUCAAUGGAUUUCUGAGCAUUUAUGGUUCUUUAGGCUUGUAGUUUAGUGGGUUGCCACCUUGCAACUUUCAGUUUAUGAUGGAUGCAAACGAUAAAAAACGCAUUGCCGAGAAUGGGUUGGGAUGUGAAAACGGGGUUGACAAACAACUUCAUGCUGUUGGGGAAGACAUUGUUGUUGAUCAGUCUGAUGGCGUUCUGAAUGGAAGUUUCACUAUCGAGGAAGCUGAAGGGAAUUUUCAGAAUGCUGUUAAUUUGAAUGAUGAUAUAGCUAUUGACUCUUCUGUCCAAGAGGUCAUACAUGAGUCAAUGGUGCCUCUAGAAAGCAAUUCUUGUGCUGAUUCUAAGGAAUCUGAAGUUAAAACUUCUGGAGAGUCCAAGAGCGGUAAACUACAAAAGGCUCCUGGCAAGCCCAAAAAUGUGAAACUUUCUAACCCCAAGCAUGCUGUGGUUGCUGGGUCAAAGAAGGGCAAAGAUGGAAAGGACAUUUCUUCCAGUUCUGUAAUUUCAAAUGGCACCUCGGCAUCAAGGGCUAAACAGCCUUCUGCUCCUAUUGAAAAGAGUACAUCAUUUAAUGAAAGGAAAACUGUAGUGAAGGUUAAUCAUGAUAAGCAGCAUUGUGGACGUCCUGAUACAACAACUUCCUCAAGUGUUGCACAGCGUGAGAGCCAUAAGGAAAAACCACUACUAAAACCGCUGAAGAAGGGCCCUCCCAAGAAAUCUGAAGCAACGGGUCAAUCUUCUUUAAGUCCUACUGCUGCAGAUACAAAGUCUCACAGAGCGGGUACGCUUCCAAGCUAUAGUUUCAGUUUCAAGUGUAAUGAGAGGGCUGAGAAAAGGAAAGAGUUUUACACUAAACUCGAGGAAAAGAUCCAUGCUAAGGAAAUGGAGGAGAGUAAUAUGCAAGCACAAACUAAGGAAUCACAGGAAGCUGAGAUUAAAAUGUUAAGAAAGAGCUUAAAAUUCAAAGCCACUCCAAUGCCAACCUUCUAUCAGGAACCACCUCCACCCAAGGUUGAGCUGAAGAAGAUUCCACCAACGAGAGCCAAAUCUCCCAAGCUUGGUCGGAGAAAGACGUCAUCGCCUAACAGAGAUGGUAAAAAUGAAAAUGGCUUGCAGACUAGUAGGCUAAGCUUGGAUGAGAAGCCCUCCCAGGAUAACCUUGCCAGACGGCGAUCUCUCAUCGAUGUUAAAAAGCCUCAACGGAAGUCCCUUCCUAAGCUGCCAUCUGAGAAAACCUACAUACCCAGCGAAACAAAGAAAGCUUCCCCUAUCAAAACUAGCAUAUCCAAGGAGAUAACCGAAGUUGAUUCCCAGCCCAAUAUUGUAGCCAAAGUAACUGAUGAAGCUGAAGAUGUUCAUGCAAGUGAGACUGAGCCCAAGGAAAAUGACGAGGCAGAUAUGAGUCUGGUGCAGGAGCCUAUCACAGUGGAGCGUUAAGAGCAAGCACUGAAAAGCUAAAACUAUUGUAUAUUUAUAAAGCAGCAGCCAUAACGCCCUUCAUGCCCAAAACACCAGAAAGGCCUGAAUAAGAUGAUUCGUUUUACAGAUAAAAGGCAUGAAAGAUGUCUAGUAGGGGGAUGAUGUGUGUUCUGUCCAUAUUCAGCAACAAUGUUUGGUUGUCUUAUAUGCGUUCUCUUCCUAGAUUGUGGAGUGUGAUCACUUCGAACUGCAAGCGAAAACUGUAAAAUCUCAAGGUAAUUAGCAUCGCGAUUUGUUGUUCUAGUUAACUCACAUCAGACUAGCUGAAGAAUGGUUUUGGGGAGUUUGGGUUGCAGUGGUUGAAACUGUGUGGAUGACCUUUUGCCUAUUGUUUGUUAAUUAAGGUGUGUGUCUAUAUUUGCUUAGAAAAUUCUUUUUCUUCGCCGCCCUCCCCCUCUCUUGUGUUGUGUUAUACAGAACUAAAUAUCAGUGUAUAACCUUUAAUUGUACAUUUUUUGAAGAUAUAUGGAUUGUUGUAUUGCAUC